This is a messenger RNA of Siniperca chuatsi (mandarin fish), 3298 nucleotides long. RefSeq lists its product as uncharacterized. The transcript has 3 exons. Lineage: Eukaryota; Metazoa; Chordata; Actinopteri; Centrarchiformes; Sinipercidae. The record is from RefSeq and is a predicted model, not a curated record. Bases 632 to 1255 code for a protein of 207 amino acids.
CUGUAAGUCUCAGUUUUCUAACAUUUGCUAACUUCCAAAAUAGUCCGCAUAAUGGUAAAUGGCUUCAUAUAUACUCUGUAUGUCAUGGUUUUGGGUUUUUGUCCUGUUAUUUCCUUUUUUUUUAAAGUGUUCUCCUCUCCUCGUGUGUCUUGUUGUUUUACUUCCUGUCUUUAUUUGCUUUGAGCUGCCAUUGUUGGUUUUGUGUUUGUGUUUGGUUAUUUCGUGUUUUAUUUUGAAAUAUUCAUCUUCCCUCAUGUGUUGUAGUUUUGCGUCUUGUCUUUGAUUGCUGAUUGUUUUCACCUGUGUCAAUUGGCUUCACCUGUUUGUCUCCCAUACCUGAGUGUAUUUAAGUCUGUGUCGUCCGCUGUUCUGUGUCACAUAGUUGCUGUAUGUGUGUUAAGCGGCCUGACUUUAGUGUUCUGGGUUUUAGGCUCUGUUUCUUGUGUACCUUUGUUUAUGGACUUUUGGAUUUUGUUUUUUUGUCGGCUCCCUGUUUUUUUUUUUUUUUUUUUUACUGCUUACCUGGAGUAAGCCUAGUUCUUUUCAUUAAAACUGUUGAAUUAAACCUGCUCUUCCUGCUGUUAGCGUUUGGGUCCUCUUCCUGUUUCCCGGUUUGACACUUAAACAUGACAUGACAGCCAUGCAAGGUGCUGGCCUGACCAUCGGGAGCACUCUGGGGUUCAGUGUCUUGCCCAAGGACACUUUGAGCUAUGAACAGCAGGAGCUGGGGAUUGACCCGCCAACUCUGAUCAGUGAACAACCUGCUCUACCUCCAGAGCCACAGCCGUCCCAUGAUUUCAAUAAUGCUAAGCAACAUGUGCAGUUGGGAGAUACUGCAAGUAAUGAAGGGACAGAUGUUCCCACAGCCAGUGCUGCUGGCUCCUUAACCACCAGCUGUAUGUCUCUGUGGCUUUCAGUGCAACCUCAAACCUUUCAAUCGUUCAUCAGGCGGCGGCUGCUGCUGCAAAGGAGAGUGAGUGUGAGGACCUCAAGCUGUGGAGCUUCCACUCCUGGUGGAGAUCCAAAUGUGAUGGAGGCCAAGUGGCAAAGCAUGGUGAACCAUGUUCAGGACAUCAUGAACACACCACUACUGUAUUUCCCUGCGCAUCCACAUCUGGGGGAGAUGCAGGGAAAGAGGAGUGGGUGGAACCAGGUUGUAGUUGUGUACUGUAUGUGGCUUAGUGUAAGGAUUAGUGGUCCAGCCUUCAAUGUACUUGGUUUAUUUUGGUUCCAGUGCACGCCAACCAUAAAAUAAACUGAUGGGAAAUGUUCAUGCUCAUCAGUUUAUAACCCAGUGUUCUAUGAAAUGCUUAUCAUUAUUUUAUUAAGGUGACGCAACACACCAACAUUUGUUCUGAAGUAAAUCACAGGCAAUUCAGCAGGGAUGGGAAAUGAAUAAAAUCGUUAAAUUCUCCAGCUCCAUGUAUGAAUCAGAUUAUAUAUCUGAUGUUUCAUCCUAGUCUUUUUCAAGAUAGGAUUAAAAACAACUGAAUAAGGCAUUAUACAAAUCACACAAUCAUGUCAUAUCAGUGUAAAUAAUAAAAGCAUAUGUAGACAGUUCUAGUAUCAUCAGAACAAAACAUUUAUUCAGGAUCAAUGGUAGCAAUUAAACUGGAGAGUGUAGCUACUAGAACAGCAUUGGUGAAGGCUGUUGGCCCUACAGCAUCAGACAUUCUCAUUGCAGACAUUUCACUCCCUCAUCCUCCACUUUACACCAACGCACACAAGGUUCUCCUUCCUUGGGGAUCUACAGUUGAAAAAUGUUAUGUGAUGGUGAGAGAAUGAGUACAACCAAAACUAGUGCAGUCUAACACAGCAGCCCAAACCUCAUUGAUUUAAAAAAAUGGGGCGGACAAAACACAAACACCUCAGUAUUAUAUAAUUCAGCAGCACCACUAAACUGCAGACUCAAAAAAUUACCAUAAAGUUGAAUCAUCACCUCUCUAAAACAGUUUUAACAAAAAACAUAACCUUCAUGAAGACAGAAUUUAUUGCAGGGCUGUUGUAUUAGGCUGUAUUAGUUAACUUGGUGGACCUAAUCAACUGGAAACUGGGAAGUAUUUAUUGUAUUUGAAUAUUCGGCCCUGUCAGUGUUAUUAUGAACAUUACUCAUGUGAUGUAAAAACUUUUUUUUCCCUUACCCCAGCAUAUGCAGCGGCCCUUAUGGAGGUUCCGGGCCUCGUUUUUGUAGUUUGUGAUCUGUCUGAGCCCCCUCCAGACAGAACCAGAGUCAUUGGCUGAAAACUCUCUGAACCUGUCCCUGUUCCCACUCAUAAAUGCUUCUUCCUUUUUCAACCGUAUCUGUCUGAGUUUAGCCGUGAACCAGGGUCUGUCAGUGUUAUAACUCACCCAUAGCUUCACUGUUCUACUGCUUUGAUAUCCUCACCACAGGUUUAGACAGCUUUAAUUUCUAAUUUCUUCAGUUGGACUAUGACAUGGUCAGAGAGUCCCAGUGCAGCGCAGGGGACUGCGUGAUGGGCACUGUUGAUUGCUGUGUAACAGGGAUGCAGAAUAUUCUCCUCUUUGGUCGGGCAUUUAAUGAGCUGUCUGUAUUAGGGGGGUUCAUGACUGAGAUUUUCUUUGUCAAAGUCACCAAGGACAAUAACUAAGGAGUGGGGUUUGUCUGCUCCAAACACAGUAUCUGGUCGACAAGCACAUUGGCCUGAAUGUAAACACCAACCAGAAUGAAUGAAACAAAUUCAUCAGGGGAAUAGAAGGAUUUGCAGUUUAUGAAAAAUUAUUCCAGAUUAGGAGAACAGUGCUGUUGAACCACUGUCACAUUAUUACAGCCACUGUUAGCGUAGAAACAGGUACCUCCACCUUUCGUUGUGCUGGAAAGCACACAGCCACGUCUCUGUGAAGCAUAAAACGGAUGAUGAAGUUUUCUUCAUCAUCCGUCUGUUUUUCCCGGCCCGUAGCUGAAGUUCAUAGAGUUUGUGACAGUGAACGCACGUUGGAAAGAAUUAUUCCCAGUAACAGUGUGUGAAGUCCGCGCUGGCGGAGACGCACAAGCGCACCAGCACGUUUACCCUCCAGCUUUUUACUGCAUGGGCAUAGGUGACAACACCUUGGACCAGACUGUCCAAAAAUGAAUGACAUGAGAAAAGCGAGAAAUAAGUCAGCUGGUGGUGUUUCCCUGAUGAGCUCAUCUCUGGUGAAAGAGCUCUGGGUACCACAGCACAAAACUGACUUUACAAACAAAACAACGCGCAGCAACACAGCCACCUGCGGCACCAUCUUGUAAAUGUGUGACUUAUUGUAAUAAAAGCAUCAGCUAAAUAAAUAUGAUGUAAUCUUA